UAAAACCAGAAAGCAUGAAAGUAGUGUUCUAAAGCUCUACCGUACACAAAAAUGGCUACUACUACAACAACAACAACUUCUCUUCUACCAAAAUCCAUCUCACCUUUCCCCACAAACCCAUCAUCUUCUUCCUCAUCAUCUCCCCUAACCCACUUCCCCAAUAAUCUCUCCUUUAACCAACCACCUCUCUCCACCAAAAAACCCACCACCACUCUCAUUCCAAACGCCACCAAGAAAAAAAAGAACCCAUGGCUCGACCCUUUCGACGACGGUGAUGACCCCGAAUUACAAUACGGCUCUCUCUUCACCGAUGGCAAGCAAGAGGAAGAUCCAAGACCACCCGACAACCCUGAGAACCCGUAUGGAUUCCUCAAAUUCCCAAUGGGUUACAGUGUGGAAAUUGCUUCUCUGGGUCUGAAGAUCAGAGGCGAUGUUUGGCGAUGUUGUUGUGUUGUCUCGGGUGGUGUUUAUGAGAACUUGCUGUUUUUUCCGGCAAUUCAGUUGAUUAAGGAUCGGUAUCCUGGUGUUCAGGUGGAUGUGGUGGCGGCGGGGAGAGGGAAGCAGAGUUAUGAGUUGAAUAAGAAUGUGAGGUGGGCUGAUGCUUAUGAUCCUGAUGAGGAUUUUCCUGAGCCUGCUGUUUAUACUGACAUGAUUGGGAUAAUUAAGGGUAGGUAUUAUGAUAUGAUCUUAUCCACCAAACUGGCAGGGCUUGGCCAUGCUGCAUUUUUGUUCAUGUCAACCGCCCGCGACAGAGUGAGCUACGUGUACCCCAAUGUAAAUGCUGCGGGAGCUGGAUUACUUCUAUCAGAAACAUUUGUUCCAGAUAGCAUGAAUCUUUCUGAGGGCGGAUACAACAUGUACCACCAGAUGAUUGAUUGGUUGGGAAGACCAGGGCGCAGUGUGCCAAGGCAGCUUGUGCCUCCUCUGAAAGUGUCAAUAUCAAGGAAGCUGAAGGAGGUGGUAGAGGCAAAAUAUAAGAAAGCCGGUGCAGAAAAGGGAAAAUACAUAGUGAUUCAUGGGAUACAAUCAGAUUCAAAAGCUUCUAUGCAGUCCAGAGGAGACACUGAUAGCUUGCUACCCAUUGAAAUUUGGGCUGAAGUAGCCAAGGCAAUAAGAGGAGUCAAGCCAAUCUUUGUCAUUCCACACGAGAAAGAAAGGGAAAAUGUUGAGGAAGUUGUUGGAGAUGAUGCUUGUAUUGUUUUCAUCACUACGCCUGGACAGCUGGCUGCUCUUAUUAAUGACUCUAUCGGGGUAAUAGCCACGAAUACAGCAGCUAUCCAACUUGCACAUGCACGUGAAAAACCCAGCAUUGCAUUGUUUUGUUCUGCAGAGAAGGGAAGACUCUUUAUUCCAAAUGCAGAAGAGAAAAAAUGCACGGUUGUUUCAUCCAAGACAGGAAAGUUGGUAGAUAUUGAUGUCGAAGCCGUUAAAAGUGCCGUUCAAUUUUUUGAAAGGCCUUUAGCUCUUGUCUAAAAGAUCGCUUUUUCUUUCUUUCAUCUUUCCCUUCAAUUUGUUUGUGUUCAUUUUUCGUCAAUUGUAUAUUGCAAAGCCAAGCUAUGAGCAAUAUGAAAUCAGAUAUAGCUGCAA
Camellia sinensis is the source of this 1587-nucleotide messenger RNA. RefSeq names its product NDH-dependent cyclic electron flow 1 (gene PNSB1). Gene Ontology annotation, biological process: photosynthetic electron transport in photosystem I. The record is from RefSeq and is a predicted model, not a curated record. Lineage: Eukaryota; Viridiplantae; Streptophyta; Magnoliopsida; Ericales; Theaceae. Gene Ontology annotation, cellular component: chloroplast; NAD(P)H dehydrogenase complex (plastoquinone).